AUGGAAGUAGCCGCAGAUGGAGUCUCGAGUCCGGCUGCUCUUCCCCCGACGGCAGACACGAGGGAAGUGUCUCUCUCCUCCUCUUCGCUUCCGCCGCGCCCGUGGCUCGCUUCUUCGCAUGCGGCGGCAGCUCCUUCGUCUGCAGCGUCUUCCGCGGCCUCCUCUUCACUCUUUCUCUCCGUGACGCGCAUCGCCGCCCCCCCCAGGCAGAGACUGGCUGCGGCUGCGUCGUCUACGGCUUCGCUCUCUCCGUCUGCAUCGUCUCCCUCGUCUGCCGCUUCCUCCGCCUUUCCUGUGCCCUUUCCGCGCGCGCGGGAGAAGAAAGCGCCUCUCGCUUCGCCUUUGAGUUCGCAGUCUGCUUCGGGUUCGUCGCUCCUGGCUGGCGGCAGCAUGCCUUCGCCGUCCCUCGGGGUGGGACGUGCGCUGCAGGGGGAGACGACGGAGGCAGAGCGAAAUGAGCAGACGAAGGAAAGCCGCCGAGAGUCGGGCGCGAGGGAAGAGCUCCUCGCGGGAGGGCAUGCGAGAGAGGAAGCGAGUCAGGUGGCUGCGACUGAGAUGGCGACGGACAAGCGAAACGCAGGUCACCAAAGGCGCCAUGCCGCGUCGUCUGCUUUAGUCCAGCAGCGAGUGUUCGCAGCGUAUUUGAUGAGUCAGCAUGCGUCGCCUCCGUCGCACUCUGCGUCCUACGCGCUACCGCACGCCGCCCCGGGGGGGGGAUCCUCGGCGGCCUCCUCCUCGAUGCUGCCGCCUGCUCGCCACCCGCCGCUGUUUUCUUUGUUCUCGCCUCUUUCCUUUUCGCAGCCUGCAAGUUUGAGUAAACUGUCUGCCAAGCCUCCUUCGUCGCGUCUCCCCCCUCUGCCUGCUCUGUCGGCUUCUCUCUCUUCGUCCCUCUCACAGGCGCCUCCCAGCGGUUCGCUCGCUGCGUCUCCCGGCAGCAAGGAGUCGCACGCCCUCCCUGCUGCCGUUUCCUCCGCUGGGACUUCAUUCGCUUCGUCUUCUCUGGGUCGCGCCGCAUUCCUGCCGUCAUCUUCGCUCGUCUUCUCGGAGACCUCAAGGAACGCCUCGGGCGCGCUGCUGGCGCGCGCCGGUCGCCACGGGGAGACUGCGCGUGCGUCUUUCGCCGUUAAGGUCACGCGCAUUGAAGAGCAAGUCGUCUUUCGUGCGCAGAGGAAGCGCGAUGAACGGCCGCACCCAGAGGAGGAGGAGGAAGUCCGGCUGCGAGCGGCGAAGCGAUUCAGGCGAGAGGAGGCCGGAGAGACUGGGGAGAGGGACGAGAGGGGCGCGGGCGAGUCCGGAGCCGCGGCGAAGUCGGGAGAGAAGGAUGUUACUUCUAACGAGAAGGAACCGGCUGGGCGCGCGUCCGUUUCUCCGUGGGGGGACGGAGGCGCGCGAGAGAAAGAAAACCGGGGUCUGACUCCCGUCGAGUUGAGGGCGUAUGGUGCGUCCUCAGCAGCACCCCGCGCAGCGGACAUUUCGCGGGAGACAACGUCUCCGUGCAAGGCGACUGAGAGCGUGCGGCGCGGGAAGCUCUCGGCUGAGACAGGGGGAGGCGCGUGUGCGUUUCCCUCGCUGCUGUCGAGGAUGCGCGGACUCCCUGACCCGUAUCCGUCUCUCACGUUCUCUGCCGGGAUGUCCGCGCGCGAGAUCACGCGGCGUCAGCAAAAAGCUCUCGGCGCCUUCCUCCGCAGCCUGGAGAGGACGCCUGAGGACAGCGUGCGAGGCCGCCUCGGGGCCCCCCUGCAGCGGCUUUCGGCGGCUUUCUCGGGCAAGAGAGACCCCAGCAGCCCUGUGGCGCGCACCUCCGACGCAAGCACAACUUGCUCUUCGUCCUACUCGCUCCCUGCGAACGCGGCUGCGACCUGUCCGCGCGCGGCGUCCCCCGCGCUGGGCGCGCAUGUGCGCAUCCUUGACUCAGACGACAUCACGUUUCUCGCCGAGAAGAAGCGCGACGCGCUGCUGACGCCCAAGACUGUCCUGGCGCCCGCGCUCGCCGCGCGAAGAGCGAAAAUUAUCGACAUCCUCAUGAACUGCGCAGCCGAGCUGCAGACCUCGGGCCUGGUGCUCACGCCAGACGACCUGCCGCGCUCCGCCAUUCAGCUCGCCGUAUCCCUCCUCGACAGGUCGAACAUUGUCUCCAUCUUCGAGGAAGAGAAGCAAAGCGACGCGUCCUGCCGCGUGCAGGCCUGCAGAGCCGAGCAAGCUCUGUUCGCGGGGCGGCGUGAGCCAGAAGGAACCCAGCGCACGCAGGACGCGAGAGAAAACGGAGGGCGAUGCCCCGACGGCGACGCCCUGGAGGCGGGGGACGUCGUCUCCCCAACCCGCGACGAGAACGGGCUGAGAGCGCCGACCGAGGACCCAGAGUCUGCGAAGACUCUGCAGACGCCGCCGCACGCGGACACGAGUCUCGAUUUCCUCCUCUUGUCGCCGCGCGCCGCCGCUCCGCCGCCUGAGUUUCCGCGGCCGCGCGUCUCGGGCAACGACCCGGAGGCGCUCAAGACGAUUGCCGCGCUCUGUCUGUGCACAGCGCUGCAGUUCGAGACGCCGAAUUCGAUGGCUUUCGAGCGAAAAGCCAAGCGCCUUUUGACCCUGUCCCAUCUCUGCAGCUACACCUUCAACCUGCCCUUCCCCGUCAUUCAGAGAGCCUUUCUCGACCGCGUCGCGUGCGUCGUCUCCGUGCCCGUGCCCAUCGACUUUGCCAACUACUUCCUCUACAAGUUCGACUCGGCUUAUAUGCGGAAGAAGGCCAACUCGUCGUCGGUGCAGCUGGUGGCCUUCCUGCUGGACUGUUUCUCGCUGACGCCACAGGCGGUGUGCACACCGAGCGCGCUGGCUGGCGCGGCAGCUGUUUUGCUCGCGAAGCGAAUUUGCGAAAACAAAAAGCGGAAGAAGGAAAAGAAAACCGAGAGGGAGGAGCCCAUGUGGACGACGGAGAUGAAAAACAUCACUGGCUUCGACUCGCUCCAGGUGAAGAAAGUUCUCAAAACCAUGAACGCCUUCCUCAUGACGAAGCGUGGCCGAUUCCCGGGCCUUCACAAGCUUCACACAAAAGGCUGGGCAGCAGUCGAGUGGGAACAUCCUGGGAAAAUCAAAGCGAGACUCGAAAAAGAAGAGCGGAGACCCAAAAGAAACGAGGCCGUGCGCCAUUGA
Messenger RNA from Besnoitia besnoiti, 3147 nucleotides. RefSeq lists its product as uncharacterized. NCBI's taxonomy places the organism in Eukaryota, Apicomplexa, Conoidasida, Eucoccidiorida, Sarcocystidae. The transcript has a single exon. The record is from RefSeq and is a predicted model, not a curated record. The coding region runs from base 1 to 3147 and encodes 1048 amino acids.